AAUCACCGCUGUCACCGUAAACAUGUGGAUUAUCUUCGAUAACAUGAACAUGAAAGUAGCGCCAUGCGGAGGAGAUGUUAUCUGUUUAAGAGCAACUUUCAUGAUCUCCUGCGUGUUUUCGAAAGGAGGCGUGAAGGCAGCAGGACAGCGUGGUGAAAGUAGGCAAACAUAGCCAGCAGCUACCAAAACUAAAGGAGCUCACCAGAGUAACCGCACCGUGAGGAGAACAGGUUUCAUCACAGUCAGACCCAGAGAGAGUCACAGCUGUGAGUCCAUCCAUGAGACGCCUCCAGGUCUCAUCCAUCAGCAUCCGUCCAGACUCCAUCAGAGGAUACAUGCAGCCCAUCACAGACAUCCCAGUCUGGAGCUGUUAUGCCUCAAACCCGAAGUGGCGGCUUCUGCUGUUCGCGCCCGUGACGAUUCCGCUGACGCGCCACUAGCCACACCACCCAGGAGACGAGAGAGGAGAGCUGAACGAGCAGGGGACUGACUGAAAACCCGUCUCUCUUUCGCUUUCUUUUCCCUGACGAGCGUGGACGGAAGCCUGCUGUUGUUGUGCAAGUGUAAUAUUUAACGAGCGACAGCAAAUUCACCAGUAGCAUCACCCAGGCUGUUCUGCAGAGAUGGAGGUACCAGGCUUGGCGCACAACAUCACCAGUCCAUUAAGUCCCUGCGAGGGGAUGAUCAAGGACCUGAGCUUGGACGCCAUACAGUUAUGCGAGCGAGAUGGUAAAUCCCAGGAUGGCAGCCUCUCUGAGAUGGAGGAGCUCCCUGUUCCUCAGAACAUCAAGAUCAGCAACAUCACCUGCGACUCCUUCAAGAUCUGCUGGGACAUGGAGCCACGCAGCAAGGAGCGCAUCACACACUACUUCAUUGACCUGAACAAGAAGGAAAACAAAAACUCAAACAAGUUCAAACACAAGGAUGUCCCUACCAAGCUGGUAGCCAAGGCAGUGCCCCUGCCCAUGACGGUUCGGGGCCACUGGUUCCUGAGCCCACGCACAGAGUAUACCGUGGCUGUCCAAACCGCAUCAAAACAGACUGACGGCGACUACGCCAUCUCCGAGUGGAGUGAGAUCAUAGAGUUCUGCACUGCUGAUUAUUCUACAGUGCAUCUAAACCAGCUGUUGGAGAAGGCAGAGGUUAUCGCCGGCCGGAUGCUGCGUUUCUCUGUCUUCUACAGGAACCAGACUAAAGAGUACUUUGACCAUGCCAGGGAGGCACAGAACAACAGGAUGCUCCAGUCAGUGAAAGACAACAGUGGCAGCCAUGGCUCACCCAUCAGUGGCAAGCUGGAGGGCAUUUUCUUCAGCUGCAACACAGAGUUCAACACAGGCAAGCCUCCGCAGGACUCCCCGUACGGCCGCCAGCGCUUUGAGGUCCGAGCUGACCUACUCUUCAACCCCGACACCAACCUGUACUUUGGAGACUUCUACUGCAUGUAUACUGCCUACCACUACGUUAUUCUGGUCCUGGCACCAAAGGGCUCCGUAGGUGACGAGUUCUGUAAGCAGAGGCUUCCUGCGCUAGACAUCACCAACAAUCGCUUCCUUACCUGCAAGCAGGAUGAGGGUGACGGCAGUCUGGUGUUCCACCACGCCCAGGAUGUUAUCCUGGAGGUGAUCUACACGGAGCCCGUGGACCUGGCAAUAGGCACGGUGGCGGAGAUCAGCGGGCACCAGCUGAUGAGCAUGUCCACAGUGAAUGCCAAGAAGGACCCGAGCUGCAAGACCUGCAACAUCAGUGUGGGGCGCUAAGGCCGAAUGUAGAAGAGGGAGGGAAGGACUGGAGGUGACUGACCUUUAAACACACACAGGAAGUCCACAUGUACUGAUGAAGCAGACCAACACAUGCAUGAAGCAGCAGAUUUUGUAGGCUCCCAGACAUGCACACUGACAUAUCUCUGACACCGCUCUGUACUCUGAACCAUCAUUCCCUAAGAAGAGUGGAGGAAAGGUAAACACUUUUCACUCACCUGCACUGCUGUCUCAUCUGAAAAGGGUUACCCUAAAUGUUGAAAACAUAAAUAAAACAUAAAGAUUUCCCAACUGAGACACCAACAACACAUCCAUCCAUCCUUCAAGUCAACACAGGCGUACUGACUAAACCCUUUAACUGUACUAACGUGGGCUGCUUCAAUCCAAUUUCCUGUUACUUUAAAACACUUGUCCCAUAUUUUAUUAAUGACCUUUGCCUUGUUAUUAUUGAUGUACUGAUGAUCGACUGUCCACUGUCUUGGUGGACAAGGAUUUUGUUGUUUCCAGUUACUUUGACCGUCGUUUUAGAAAUGUUUUCUUCUCAUUCCACAGUAGAUGAAUUCAGACUUUUUUUUUUUACCUCCUACUAGUGGCACAGACUGGUACUACAAUUUUCUAGGGCUGCAGCAUCAAUAGUCAUCUUCCUUUAUACCAAAGGUGUUAAAAACAAGACGUGAAACCGCUGUGGAAUCUUAACACUAUGAAUGCAACAGCCUCUAAAAUGUGUUUUCACUAAGACUUUGAUGACCAAGUGUGAACUACUUGUUAACCUUUAAAAAAAAAGCAUGAUGCAGCUCUGUGCAGCAUGAGUUUGAAAGCUGUCAGUACCUCUACCAUAGCAACCUUUUCUGCAACAGUCGCUCUUGUUUUACUGUAGUCUGUGGAAAGAAAGAAAGUAGAACCAUAAACUGUGUUUAGCAGAAUAAAUGUGAAAAAAUAUUUAUUUUUAUCGAUACAUUCAUAUAUAUAUUAUCUAUAUAUAUAGAAAAUUAUAUAAACCAGAAGUGCACAAUGUCACAAGCUCUGAUCAUUGUCAACAACAGCAUUUAGGGGGAAUUAUCUUCAUACAGGCAAAAUAGGGGGGAUAAACACUAAUAAUUUGACAGCUGAUAGAACUUGCACUACAAUGCCAACAUCCACACGCUAUUUUCGAAGGUGAACAUGUCAAUUGAGUGGUCACAUUUUAGAUCAACUGACAUUUUGAAUGCAUAUCAUAGCACAAUGUAGGACUAAAAAACUGACAUGCACAAACACGACAGGAUUGUCUCAUUGAUUGCAUUUAAGCUUACACAUUUUUUUGCCAAGAUAG
Messenger RNA from Plectropomus leopardus (leopard coralgrouper), 3066 nucleotides. RefSeq names its product phytanoyl-CoA hydroxylase-interacting protein-like. Gene Ontology annotation, molecular function: protein binding. Gene Ontology annotation, cellular component: cytoplasm. The record is from RefSeq and is a predicted model, not a curated record. Lineage: Eukaryota; Metazoa; Chordata; Actinopteri; Perciformes; Serranidae.